AUGAGUGCAAACAAAGAAAAUAGAGAUAGCAGUAUCAUAUCAACAGUUUUAAAAGAUGAAAAACUAUUAUUAUUUAUAUUAUCAAAAGUUAAGGAUUACAGAGGUUACCAACGAUCAUUGGUGCCUGUAAGCUUUACGAGAAAGAAUAAAUAUGAUAUCAAAGAGAAAGAUAUUCAAGAAGAUGUUGAAAUGUUAGAUGAAGAAGAAGAAGAAGAAGGUAAUGAAGAGAAAGAGGAAGAAGAAAAUGAAGAGGAGCAGCAGGAGGAAGAGAAUGAAGAUCAAUCGAAAAAGAGAAAAUCAGAAGUUUUGGAAGAAGAGAAAGAAGGAGGAGGAGAACCAAAUAAUGAUACUCAAUCAUCGGCGGAGGAAACCUUCUCAGAACCUGUGUUUCCACCGAAAUACAAGUUAGAUGGUCACGGUUAUUACUAUCAUCCUUCAUCGAUAAUCAAGAGUUACACCGUGCAGUAUCUCGGUUACGAUGAAAUUGUGGAUGCCUACCAGAUGGUUAUCAACGGUAAUUUUGGUGUGUUACGAGACAAACUCAAGAGAAACCGAAACCUCAAUUUCAAAUCGGUGACCGAUGCCAGACAAUUCAUCAGAAAACUUGCCGGCCAACCUGAACUUUUUGAUUUGCUCUGUUCCAAGUUUAAUUACCGACUCAAUUACAUCUCUUUGGAUCUGUGCUUUGAAAUGGGCGUAGACCAGUCAAUUAUCAAGAAGAUCCUCAGUACCAAUUCGAAUCAUUACUCAAACAUCAAAUCAGUGUUAAAGUACAGAAGAUUCGAUUUCCUUCCUAGUUUGAAUCUAAACAAUAUGGACGCGAACGAUGGUUUGGCGAUUGUGUUGGCUGCUAUUGAAAUGGGAAAGAGUACACUCGCAGCCAUCGCCUCUAAACAUCCAAAUGUCAUUAGAUCGUAUGCACAAGACAAACAAGUACUUGCCAAAUUGUUGGAGAUCGGUGAUUUGGACCUGCUGAGUUGGUUCCACCAGGAGUAUUCAUUGAGCAUUCACCAGGAUGUAUUGGAUAAGUACAGAGUUUCAGAUUUACAAUCUACAGUAAAAUCGGCAGAGAUCAAAGAGAAGCUAAAGAAGAUAUUGGACAUACCGUAUGUAGAGACCAAUCAGAGAUUCAUGGAGUUAGAGAUGGCAAAGUAUGGCAAUGGUGGUGUGGCGAUCGGCGAGAAAGAAGACAUGGAUGCCUACAUGAUUCGUCAUUAUCCAUUUGUUCUAAUGCAACAGAUUGAAUCGUUCUAUCCAGAGAACGAUAGUCAACUUCCAAUAGUACAGUAUCUCCACAAGAAUAUGAAAGAAGCAUUACUUGUACCCACUCUUCACUAUGCAAUUGGCAACCAUUUAACAGCGAUCUUGGAGUAUCUACUCGAGAAUCUAUCAAGCCGUACUGCCAGCUAUAAAAACUGCAUGAAGAUCGCACUGAAUUGCCACCAUCUCGAUAUCUUUGAGCAGAUUCUCAAGGUUGCCAUUGCCGAGGUCGAAGGUGAAACAUCGAAAACCAAAGCGUUGGCGAAAUACGUUCUCUCGGCCAUUAGAUCUAGAUCGUUGUAUCCAGCGCUCCAAAUAUAUUUCAACUAUUUUGGAUCACAGGUGCAGUUUAAAGAAAAUGUACUUCCAAGCAAUACCAGUUACAUCAUUGAGAACCAAAAGGCAAAGGAAGCAGGACUGGACUACGACAAUGUGGAGAACUACAUGAAUUUCUAUAAGGUUGGAAAAGAUGGAAAGUUUUCACUUGUUAAGCUCUACCUUGAGUUCAGCGAGGAUGACUAUGACGCCGAUAAGAUUGCAUCGUCAUGUCUUGGUGCAAUGGAGGGUGCUCACCUAGCUUUUCUCAAGGAAAUCAAAAAGUUAUUGCCAGAUUUCGUCUUUGAAAUCGAUAAGAAAUCAGAGAGAUCAUUGAACAGGUUCCAAACAAGAGAAUGUUUCAAUUACUACAACAAAGAGUUUAAACCAAAAGCAGCAGUUGUAAAUGUAAAAUAA
Molecule: messenger RNA, 1992 nt
Organism: Heterostelium album PN500
Lineage: Eukaryota; Evosea; Eumycetozoa; Acytosteliales; Acytosteliaceae
Exons: 1
Coding region: 1-1992 (663 amino acids)
Source: RefSeq, a predicted model, not a curated record